AUUUCUCACAAAAAUGAAGUGGAAAAAAUAACAAACAUCGCGCAAGUUCACGCCACUAUGACAUAUUUAAUAUACCGAAUAGGAUGUAUACUUUAUUUUGAUGGAAAUUAAAGCCGUGCCGCUUAUACGAAGUUAACAGAUUAUUACGCGCGGUAUUAUAUUCGGCCUGAUUGUUCGACGUGUCUUCAAUGAGUACACAAUCUCGGUUCUGUAACGUUGAAUAUAUUUUUCGUACUUAGUGAGUUUAACCAAGAAAUAUGACGUCCAUGCAGGGAAAAAUGCGAGGACCAGGGCGACCACCUAAAUCAAAGAAUUCUUGUACAUGGUGCGGAGAAACCAAACAACCAUUGAAAUACGUGUUACCUACUCAACAUGGAAAAAAAGAGUUUUGUUCGGAAACUUGUUUAUCUGAAUUUCGCAAGGCAUACAUGCGUGGUGCAUGCAUUCAGUGCGACAAUGUUAUCAGAGACAGUCCUGUGAGGUUAGAACAGAGAGAUGGCCCAGCUAAGGACUUUUGCUCAUCUUUCUGUUUGAAUAAGCAUCAAAAAGACGCCCAAGUUGACUCAAAGAAAAAUAAUGGUGAGCAUCCAUCACCAGCAGCAUCACCAGCUCCAUCUGGUCUAUCUGGUGGUAGUAAUGCUCCAUUAACGACUCAGUCUUAUAAUAAUAUAAACAAUCAAUCAACGGUAUCUCAUCCUCCGUCAACAUCAACAGGGCCAUUCCAAUAUAAAAUGUAUCAAACUUUUGACUGGGAUUCCUACUUAAAAGAAACAAACAGUUCUGCUGCUUCGGUUGAAUGUUUCAAACAGCAUGAAAUUCCUCCAACAAAUGAAUUUAAAGUAGGAAUGAAAUUGGAGGCACUGGAUCCUCGGAAUAUCACAUCAACUUGCAUAGCAACUGUGGUUGACAUUCUAGGUCCACGACUUAGAUUACGUCUUGAUGGUUCUGAUAAUAAAAAUGAUUUUUGGAGAUUGGUAGAUAGUAAUGAAAUUCAUCCUGUAGGCCACUGUGAGAAAUCUGGUGGCAUGCUGCAGCCACCGCUAGGGUUCCGCAUGAAUGCUUCCAGUUGGCCUAUGUUUCUUGUAAAAACUCUAAAUGGUGCCGAAAUGGCUUUAUCAAAAGUAUUUAAGCGAGAACCAAAAACACCACGUUCUAAUUUUUUUGAAGUGGGUCAUAAACUGGAGGCAAUCGAUAGGAAGAAUCCUCAAUUAAUAUGUACUGCAACAGUUGGUGCUGUCGAAGAUGACAUGAUAUAUAUUACAUUCGAUGGAUGGCGUGGGGCUUUUGGUUAUUGGUGUCGAUACGACUCCAGGGAUAUCUUUCCUGCGGGAUGGUGUUUUAAAAGUGGCCAUCCGUUACAACUACCAAAACAAAAGUCAACAGGGCCAAAUAGGUUUAAAUCAAGAACGAGUAACGUUCUUCCUGUUAUGGCCAUGUCAGGUGCUGGAACUGGAGGAGAACCCGCAAUAGCAUUAAUUAGUCCAGCUGGAUCUAGUGCACCGCCACAGCCAGCAACUGAACCAGAUACAAGUACAGCUAAUAAUAAACCCCGUUCACUAGAAAAUGUUUGCUUGUAUGUAAAUCACAGUUGUUCCUGUGGUCCUUACUUUGACCCUCGUAAAGUCAAGGCAAUGCCUGCACAAUUUGGUAGUGGUUCAAUGCUGAGUGUUACGAGAGAUAUUUUUCAAGCUCUAUUGAUGGCAGCGACGAGUCCUAGACAAAUGCUAAGUUUGUUGAAACGUGGUGAAGGAGAAUGCAUAAAUCUUACUUUGGAGAGCAAACCAACGUCUGUGCGAUUGCCAGUAUUUUUGGAAGUGGAAGAUUUUUAUACCUACAUAAGGAGACAGCUCGAAGAUUUGUGCGCUUGCGAUCGAAUGUUAUCACAAAGCAAGGAAGCGUGUAGCAAGUGUCUCACUUCGCAACAACCGCAGUCCACUAAAGAAGACACAGACAAUUCCACGGUGGCGGAAAAAAGGCGAUGGUCGACAGAAAAUCAACAGAAUCCUACCACAACGGCGUCUAGUAUGCAACAACCACGAACAGCUAGUCCUACGCCAACGACAAUGGAACCUGCAGCAUCCCCUACUGCUGCGAAGCAACCACGAAAAUCUAUUCCUGAGCUAGAGGCAGCGACGUCAACAACUCAGUCCGAGAGUCCGGCAAACCGAAUUUCGUCCACUGAGCCAGCAGAGUGGACAAUUGAGGAUGUGAUUCAGUACAUUGCAAUUACUGAUCCUGCCCUUGGUCAACAUGCAGACCUGUUUAGGAAACACGAAAUCGACGGAAAGGCACUGUUACUCCUCAACUCUGACAUGAUGAUGAAGUAUAUGGGAUUGAAGUUGGGGCCGGCUCUAAAAAUUUGCAAUCUCGUAAACCGAAUCAAAGGUAGGAGACAUCUAAUGCUGUGACCUUUUCAAAAUUCUAAAUCUGUGUAAAGUAAUGAAAAGGAAUCCAAUGUAAUUGAGAUUAGGUAUUCAAUCGUUAAUGUAUUUGAUACAAGAGAGUAGUAGAAGUCGUUAAUACAAUUGUGAUCUUAACGAUGCUUUAUUGAAAUUUAAUUAGCCCUUAAUCAUUAUUGCUUUUCUCAUUUUCCAAGAGAAAUGGUAUAUGUAAUUAAAGAGAGUAAUUAUGUGAUACAAGACAGAGAUUGGCCAUACUUCUCUGUUUAUGAAUUUAGUUUAUUUUCCGCGUUCAUAUACUAAUUUAGAAGUACAGUUUUUAUACCAAUUUGAUUAUUCUAAGUAUUAACGUUGCAUGUCAUAAAUACAUAUUGAUCGAGAGACGUCUGGCUACUACGAAUGCGAUCAUUAUUCGUGCAGUGUGAUUAAAUGAUUGAGCGUUAUAGAGUGUACAUUGUAUGUACAUUCGGUAAUAGAGCAAGUGAUUUAUAUGACCGUAAUUUCGAAAAUAUGUUUAAUGUUACAUUUUGGAAGUUAGUGCAUUAAAGUCUUGUCGACAAAAAAAUGACUACCAUAUUUUAUGGUAGAUUGUCUAGAAAACAUAUUGGAAGACUUCUGGAGUUCUUCUAAAUAACAAUUCCGCUCGCAAUAAGACUGUUAACAUCUUCCGAACAUUUGUACAUACCCAAGACAACUAGAUUGUUUAAGUGCUAUUUGUUAUUAUGCAUGGACAUUCAGCUUUCAGGAACUCACAGUCAGUUGCUUUGUUUCCUUAAAAAUAUUUUUUCUUACCGUGUAUUUGUUAUUUUCACAAUCUGCAACAAGAAAUACUCUCAUUCUAUGCAAUGAUCUUAAUAAAUUAUAAUUACCGGAUCAGUGGCAAUUCAAUGUCUAGACUUAACGAGUUAAUAAUUAGUUCUUUUCUUUUUAGAAGUAUCUCAUUUCAAUGACACUUUAAAGCAAGUGACCGUGAGUAACUUUUUAUCCAUUACUCUCACCGAGUAACAAGCAUCCAUACUUUGGCACAUACUCUGACAUUUACAAGACUUCUAUUGAUAUUCUGUACUAUAGUACGUAUGCUGCUUGUCUGCUGCACAUCCUAGUCUCUGUACCGCAGUCAAGAGGCAUUUGUACAUUUGAGGUUAGAUGUGGUUAGGUGAGGUGCCCAAAUCCUGUUCCGUCACUAUCAUGUUUACAAAUUGUAAAUAGUUAGGUUAAAACGUGUAGAGUCUAGACUGUCACUUUACUGAAUAUUUUAUUCCUAUAAUUUUGUGAUAGUGUUACUCAAUAUAUAUAUAUAUACACACACACACACAAAUACACACAUCAUAUAUACAUAUGUACAUCAGCUACGCAAUGCAUAUUUUUAUGAAAAUAUCCCUUGAAUGGUAGCUCUUGCUGUAGCGUGCAACGAGGAUUGAGCAGGAAUCAACCGAUAUAAUUGUUUAUUUGUGAUUUUGUUUUAAAAUGUAUAAUGUAGUAAGAUGGAGCGAGUGCCAAAAGCACGGAUUAAUUUGGAUAGUUUGCAAAACUGUCGGUAAAAUUUGUUAAAAAUUAAAUAAAUUCCUUUCGAUGUGACCUUAUGUAGUCUUGAAUGCGUCUGCUACCCUUUCUUAAUUAUUUUUCAAAUUGAGAAAGGUGUUACUUUGGGGGAAGAAAGUAGACGAUAGAAGUAGCCUUGAAUGAACUUUGCCAUUAAAUCAGUGCAUAAUUUCUCAUCCUCAGUUAAUGUACUUCUACCAAAGUAUACUUUGAAUAUUCAUAUUUUACUCUUUAAUUUGUACAAGUAUUUUUUAUUGCGUGUCAUAUUUACCGUUUAUAAAAUAAUGUAAAUGUGAUUCACAAAACCGUUAAGGUCCCGUUUGAUGAAUUAUUAAACUGUCGUUGCCAGUUUUACUUGUAAUUGCAAUGAUGUUACCGGCUGUUGGAUCGCAAACAACAUUUAUAUUUAUCUUUUAUAAGAAUUUUUAAGAAAUUCAAAAAUUUCUGUUAGUAACAUUUGUGAUUAGAAUAAGAAACACAUGUUACGGUAGAUGGAAUA
Orussus abietinus is the source of this 4440-nucleotide messenger RNA. Its product is annotated as polycomb protein Scm. The transcript has 9 exons. Gene Ontology annotation, molecular function: protein binding; zinc ion binding. The record is from RefSeq and is a predicted model, not a curated record. NCBI's taxonomy places the organism in Eukaryota, Metazoa, Arthropoda, Insecta, Hymenoptera, Orussidae. Gene Ontology annotation, cellular component: nucleus. Bases 258 to 2408 code for a protein of 716 amino acids. Gene Ontology annotation, biological process: regulation of DNA-templated transcription.